Messenger RNA from Ostrea edulis (European flat oyster), 2332 nucleotides. Its product is annotated as glutathione gamma-glutamylcysteinyltransferase-like. The record is from RefSeq and is a predicted model, not a curated record. Gene Ontology annotation, molecular function: metal ion binding; glutathione gamma-glutamylcysteinyltransferase activity. Gene Ontology annotation, biological process: phytochelatin biosynthetic process; cellular detoxification of cadmium ion; detoxification of copper ion. NCBI's taxonomy places the organism in Eukaryota, Metazoa, Mollusca, Bivalvia, Ostreida, Ostreidae. The transcript has 6 exons. Bases 889 to 2271 code for a protein of 460 amino acids.
UAUGUAACAAACUGUCAUCGUCACAACCCGGUCAAAUCCGCUAAUCAUUUUUCUUUUGUAUGUGUUUCCUAUUUGGAAUCAGAAUCACUCGUCAUGUCUCUUUGACGGAAAAUAUUCCAAACUACACGUAACGUGACAAAAAUCCCUCAAAUUUUGUUCACUAGGCGCAUACAUUUAGCGUUAAUGAAUUUUUCAACAACAGCAAAAUACAUUAUUACAAUUUUUAUAAUUUCAUUUCAUUGAGACAUUUUUAUUUUAUUACAUUGUCUUUUUAUGAAAUUAUUUUCCGUUUGUAAUUUUCUACCCAAUGCUAUUUUUAUUGAUAAGCACAUAAUCAAAAUGUUUAUUUCCUAGAGUGAUCGACCGAAAACUGUAACAAGACUGCAUUAUACCUGCUAAAACCAGUCCCGCUCCAAUAUAUCUCUUUUAUAUAGUUAAAACGUUAUGUGCGAUUUAGGCCACAGAUUCGGACAGACAAACUUACACCACAUUUCGCCCACUAUCUUUAAAAAAAAUUCAGAGGCAGAACAAGGAGUAUCCACACGCAGGCGCGCGAGACACAGACACGCACAUACCAUAUGAUCAGACAAAAUGAUCAAGUCUAACACCCCAAUUGGUGCGUGGGAGCUAUUUAUAGAGUUCAGUGAAUUUAUACAUGUAUUCAACAAAAACCUAAAUUUGACAUAUUUUUGAACCACAUUGUAUACAUCGUAUUUUGAUUUUCACGCUAGGUCCCAGUGACUAUUCAGUGUGAAUAUGCGUAAGCGCAUGCAGGAUAUUAUCCAUGGCUUGGGGAACUAGCCAUCGAAGCAGGUGCGGGACAACACGGAACAGCUAUUUAACAACUUUAUAAAGCAGUCAGCCUACCACGAAACCCCACAUCUACCAAUGGCUGAAUCCCCACAUCUACCAAUGGCUGAAUCUCCACAAAAAGUACCCCAGUUCUACAGACGAGUGCUUCCACAGAGCUGUAUAUCAUUUUACUCUCAGGAAGGGAAGAAGAUUUUCCAUGAAGCCCUGGAGUCUGGUCACAUGGAAUGCUACUUUAAGUUGGCAGCCCAGUUCCGGACACAGGAUGAGCCGGCUUUCUGCGGACUGACCACUCUUGUGAUAGCAUUGAACGCUCUGGAGGUAGACCCGGGGGAGGUAUGGAAAGGGCCGUGGAGAUGGUUCCACGAGCGGAUGCUUUACUCUUGUGUUCCCAUCAGUCUUGUGGAACAGGAGGGCAUCAACUUCGACCAGUUUGUCUGCCUGGCUGGAUGUAACUCACUGGAUACCCAACCCACAAAGUCAGGCACUGGGGGGACGCUGGAACAGUUCAGGGAGAAAGUCAUUGAGUACACAAAGAGGGAUGAUGCUUUCCUGAUUCUCAGCUACUCAAGGAUAACACUCAACCAAUCAGGUGAUGGUCAUUUUUCCCCUGUGGGAGGGUAUCACCCUGAAAAGGAUCUUGUUCUGAUGUUGGACACCGCGAGAUUUAAAUAUCCCCCUCACUGGAUUCCUGUGGAACUUCUCUGGGAUGCCAUGCACGCCAUGGAUGAAAGCACGGGUGAACCAAGAGGAUAUCUGACAGUAACAAAGAUCACUUCAUUGCAAACAGAACAAACGAAUAUCUUGGCUCUUUUCAAGAUUUCGUCGUCUUUUGACAUUUCCAAUAUUAAUGUCGUCAGUGCUGGAAUCUCUCCUUUCAUCUGUCAAUGGCAGGAGUGGUUAAAGAAAGAUAGUGUAGAACAACAGGACAGCAAGCAAACACUACAGUACAUUAUCAAGAAUCUCAACAACUGUGCUAAGGCAGGUGAGGUGGACGAAACUGUAUUCACUACACAAAUUGAUAUCAAAUAUGCUGGGAAUAUUUCACAGGCACACGCUUGUGUCGUCCAUCAACUUCUUUCUAGCAUUGAGAAGACACCACUCUUCACAGCUGUGACAGACUUCCUAACUCAUCAUGGUGAAGAUCAGCAUUUAGAUAGACUUGGAUGCAUUAAUAGCAAGUUAUGCCCAGUACAAGCUGGAUGUCUCAUUGAUAAACUUGGCACUGCCCACUUUGUGGUUAUGUUCAUCCUCUCUUGGCCAUACGAGGCUUGUGAUGCUAAAGUAACCAAUAACAAUGCUGUGCUUGAUAGGCUAGUCGUAAUGAUGCUAUCUGAAUUUCAUGAAAACAUUUUAAGUGGAGAGUCAAACGUACUGCGGAAGCAAUUCUCUAGUUUGUUAAAGCUUCAAAAAGAAAAAAUGGCUAAGAGGAAAAAGUGUAACUGUCACAAAAAGAGCUGAUGCGUGGCUUAAUUAAUACGAUAUUAAAAGUAGCAAGGAAUAAAGAUGUAGUGCAAUUUCC